AUGAAGAUCUUCAUAUUCUUGGCACUGGCUGGUGUCAGUGUCUGCAAUGAUUAUGGCGGAAACUAUCAACCACCAAUAAUGUGUGGGCCAGGCGGAUAUGCCUCAUCAGGUCAAGGUGGGGGAUCUUGGCAAUUUGGUAAUAGUGGUGGAGUUUCCUUAGGUCAAGGAGAAUCUUCGAAAACAGGUCAGGGUGGUGGAUUUUGGCAAUCAGGUGAAGGUGGUCUAUCUUGGAAAACUGGUAAUGGUGGUGAAGGUUCCACAGUUCAAGAAGGAUCUUGGUCAGGUCACGGUGGACAAUCAUCAGGCCAUAGUGGUGGAGGUUUCUUAGGUCAAGAAGGAUCUUGGCAAUCAGGUCAGAGUAGUGGAUCUGUGCAAUCAGGUAAUGGUGGUGGAUCUGGGCAAUCAGUUAAUGGUGGUGGGGGUUUCUCAGGUCAAGAAGGAUCUUGGCAAUCAGGUCAGGGUGGUGGAUCUGUGCAAUCAGGUAAUGGUGGUGGAUCUGGGCAAUCAGUUAAUGGUGGUGGGGGUUCCUUAGUUCAAGGAGAAUCUUUUCAGGCAGGUCAGGGUGGUGGAUCUGUGCAAUCAGGUAAUGGUGGUGGAUCUGGGCAAUCAGUUAAUGGUGGUGGGGGUUUCUCAGGUCAAGAAGGAUCUUGGCAAUCAGGUCAGAGUAGUGGAUCUGUGCAAUCAGGUAAUGGUGGCGGAUCUGGGCAAUCAGUUAAUGGUGGUGGGGGUUUCUCAGGUCAAGAAGGAUCUUGGCAAUCAGGUCAGGGUGGUGGAUCUGUGCAAUCAGGUAAUGGUGGUGGAUCUGGGCAAUCAGUUAAUGGUGGUGGGGGUUCCUUAGUUCAAGGAGAAUCUUUUCAGGCAGGUCAGGGUGGUGGAUCUGUUCAAUCAGGUAAUGGUGGUGGAUCUGGGCAAUCAGUUAAUGGUGGUGGGGGUUUCUCAGGUCAAGAAGGAUCUUGGCAAUCAGGUCAGGGUGGUGGAUCUAUGCAAUCAGGUAAUGGUGGUUCCUUAGAUGAACGAGAAUCUUGGAGAACAGGUCAGGGUGGUGGAUUUUGGCAAUCAGGUAAUGGUGGUGUAGGCUCCACAGUUCAAGAAGGAUCUUGGUCAGGUCACGGUGGACAAUCAUCAGGCCAUAGUGGUGGAGGUUUCUUAGGUCAAGAAGGAUCUUGGCAAUCAGCUCAGAAUGGUGGAUCUAUGCAAUCAGGUAAUGGUGGUGGAUCUGGGCAAUCAGUUAAUGGUGGUGGGGGUUCCUUAGUUCAAGGAGAAUCUUUUCAGGCAGGUCAGGGUGGUGGAUCUGUGCAAUCAGGUAAUGAUGGUGGAUCUGGGCAAUCAGUUAAUGGUGGUGGGGGUUUCUCAGGUCAAGAAGGAUCUUGGCAAUCAGGUCAGGGUGGUGGAUCUAUGCAAUCAGGUAAUGGUGGUUCCUUAGAUGAACGAGAAUCUUGGAGAACAGGUCAGGGUGGUGGAUUUCGGCAAUCAGGUAAUGGUGGUGUAGGUUCCACAGUUCAAGAAGGAUCUUGGUCAGGUCAUGGUGGACAAUCAUCAGGCCAUAGUGGUGGAGGUUUCUUAGGUCAAGAAGGAUCUUGGCAAUCAGCUCAGAAUGGUGGAUCUGUGCAAUCAGGUAAUGGUGGUGGAUCUGGGCAAUCAGUUAAUGGUGGUGGGGGUUCCUUAGUUCAAGGAGAAUCUUUGCAGGCAGGUCAGGGUGGUGGAUCUGUGCAAUCAGGUAAUGGUGGUGGAUCUGGGCAAUCAGUUAAUGGUGGUGGGGGUUCCUUAGUUCAAGGAGAAUCUUUUCAGGCAGGUCAGGGUGGUGGAUCUGUGCAAUCAGGUAAUGAUGGUGGAUCUGGGCAAUCAGUUAAUGGUGGUGGGGGUUUCUCAGGUCAAGAAGGAUCUUGGCAAUCAGGUCAGGGUGGUGGAUCUAUGCAAUCAGGUAAUGGUGGUUCCUUAGAUGAACGAGAAUCUUGGAGAACAGGUCAGGGUGGUGGAUUUUGGCAAUCAGGUAAUGGUGGUGUAGGUUCCACAGUUCAAGAAGGAUCUUGGUCAGGUCAUGGUGGACAAUCAUCAGGCCAUAGUGGUGGAGGUUUCUUAGGUCAAGAAGGAUCUUGGCAAUCAGCUCAGAAUGGUGGAUCUGUGCAAUCAGGUAAUGGUGGUGGAUCUGGGCAAUCAGUUAAUGGUGGUGGGGGUUCCUUAGUUCAAGGAGAAUCUUUGCAGGCAGGUCAGGGUGGUGGAUCUGUGCAAUCAGGUAAUGGUGGUUCCUUAGAUGAACGAGAAUCUUGGAAAACAGGUCAGGGUGGUGGAUUUUGGCAAUCAGGUAAAGUUGGUGGAUCUUGGCAAACUGGUAAUGGUGGUGUAGGUUCCACAGUUCAAGAAGGAUCUUGGUCAGGUCACGGUGGACAAUCAUCAGGCCAAAGUGGUGGAGGUUUCUCAGGUCAAGGAGAAUCUUUACAGGCAGGUCAGGGUGGUGGAUCUAUGCAAUCAGGUAAUGGUGGUGGAUCUGGGCAAUCAGUUAAUGGUGGUGGGGGUUCCUUGUUAUCUUGGAAAACAGGUAAGGGUGGUGGAGUUUGGCAAAUUGGUAAUGGUGGUGAAGGUUCCGCAGGUCAAGGAGGAUCUUGGACAGGUCAUGGUGGACAAUCAUCAGGCCAUGGUGUUGGAGGUUCUUGGUCAACUUGGUCAUCUUGGUCAUCAUCUUCCUCCUCGUCAUCAUCUUCCUCGCUAACUUUCCAGUGUGAUUCCAAGUACAAAAAUAACUUUGCCAAUGAUGACAAGUGCCUGAAACAUGCAUUAGAGAAUGUCAAAGGUCUUGGACUAAUUGGACAAAAGAUCCUCUGUAAACAUAAAGAGAAAAAGAAUAAUAUGACAAAGGAAUACUUCCAAGAAUUAAAGGGCCACUUAGAAAGCUUUGCGGGAUGCACCGGCUGUGGUGUCGGACGUGUCUUUGGUAUACAAGAACCAUUGGGAGAUAUUGGAUUUGAAGUUGGUGGUACUGCGUCAAAAUUACUCGAAGGCAUUGAAAAACUUAAGGCAAAUUUGGGCCUGGCUGAACCUGUUCUUAACAUUCUCUGCCCCAUGCUCGGUCCGUUAUUUGCCUCAAAAUGUGUAGAUAAGCUCAUCGGCAAAGACGUUUCAAAAGUGACCAACAACGUGAAGAACAUACUAUGCAAGAAAGAAGAAGAUCUGGAUGUUAAACAGACUAUAAAAACAAUGAGACAUGGCGGCUGUCUGGCAGAUGCCGCGCUGGGAACUGACGAUACAUUGGAAGAUCUGACCGAAGAUGUUGGUGAAGCUCUGGCUCCAGCAGUGAAGGACGUUGUGAGGACUCUGAAGGAUAACCACCUUACUGGUAGUGUUGUGAAGUUAUUAUGCCCAGUGGGACAACUUCUAAAUAAUGUAGUGAAUGGAGGCAGUAAUGGCCCUCUUGGCAGUCUUCUUGGAGGAGGCGAUAAGGGUGGUCUUCUUGGUGGUGUCCUUGGAGGAGGCGAUAAGGAUGGUGGUCUUCUUGGUGGUGUCCUUGGAGGAGGCAAUAAGAAAAGUGGUCUUCUUGGUGGUGUCCUUGGAGGAGGCAAGAAGAAAGGUGGUCUUCUUGGUCGCAGACGCUAGGUUACACAAUGAAAACUUCACAUGGUUUUGGAACUCAGGAUCCCAACACCGAUGAGUCCGACACCGAACAAAUGGAUCACAUAAAAAUUUUCUGAAAAUUCUCUCAAUCUUCUCUUUACAGAUUUCUCUAAUUCUUUAUUGUUGAUUGUUACCAAAUUUUCUCACUUCUAAUCAAAUCUUAUAUCAGAAAAUGUAUUUUCUUCUAAUCAAAUCUUAUUUAAAUCAAUAAA
This is a messenger RNA of Hyla sarda, 3818 nucleotides long. Its product is annotated as spidroin-1-like. The transcript has 16 exons. Lineage: Eukaryota; Metazoa; Chordata; Amphibia; Anura; Hylidae. The coding region runs from base 1 to 3588 and encodes 1195 amino acids. The record is from RefSeq and is a predicted model, not a curated record.